AGUAUAUUAUUACUAUAAUAAGAAAUAGUGGAACAUUUCCAUAGUGUAAUAUUGGGCCACUGCCACCAGAGACCGUAUUUUCACCUGUGGGUAUAUAUCGUAACAAUGCAGGGGAGUAAAAGGUGCGGGAGGAAUAUAUGAUUGCUGCGGCUCUUCAUUGUGUUUGUUGGGGUGCAUUCUGUUUAACUGUCAUCACUGACUUUAUUCGGCGACCCAACAACUGCAUCUUUAGCUCUACCAAGGCUUUUCUUGAGUAACAGCACCACCUACAAACAACUUGUUUUUCAAGAAAUGCAUUGGAAAGGACCGAAGUACGUUCACUUCCUCCAUCUACAAGGAAUUGAACGGACAGUCACUGAGUGGUGAGGAUAGGAUUUCUGAUUGCUGUGAGUGUGAAAGCGACGUUCCAUAUCCAAAGAUUCAAACAGACACAGACCAAUGAUGCAGGAGGAACAAGGCAUUUUCAUAUCUUUGUACUCAGACUGUCAAGAACAUGAUUGUUUAUCAUUUACCACACCUUCAAGGAAAUACACAGCAGAGGAGCUAUGCUUGAUAGCUGCCAAAAAGAUUGGACUUUCCCCAAUAACAUUCCACUUGUUUGGGCUGGUGACUCCUGAUCUUCAUCUUUGGUUACCACCAGGAAAGGUUUUGAUGGUAUCAGAUUCUUCAAGACAAGAAUACUUGUUUAGAUUACGUUUUAAACUUCCAUUUAGAGUGGACAGUUCUAAUCUCUGGAUGCUCAUCAGGAGAGACUUGAAAGCAUUUCAUUAUUACUUUCUCCAAUGCAGACAUGAUUUUGUGAACGAUGUCCUCAAGACGAGGUAUGGAACAACUCUCUCAACCAGUCAUAAUCUUGGUUUAGCGGUGUUAGAUAUGUUCAGAGUUGGUGUACAAAAUAAAAUGACAUCAGCUGAUCAAGUGUUAGCAAAGUAUGGAUACAAAAUAUUCCUCCCACCAAGUUCUCUGGGUGGGUUUAAUAAACUGCUUGAUAGUGUGAGACUAAAAAAAAAUUUCAAAGAUGAGCUAGAUAAACUUUUUACUGACCAAUCUUCUAUUCAAGCUCAGAAUCUGACAAGUAUCAAACAUCGUUAUCUAAAUGGAUUGUUUACAAGAGUGGCAGUGUACGGAAGUGAAUUCUUGCAGGGAAAAGAUCCCAGUGAAAAUAUAUGGGUUGAUCCACAUCAUGAGACUUGCCCGGGCAUUUACACUUCAAAAUUGAUAAACAAGAAAAGUGUCAAAGAGCAUCUUUGUAAAAUAGAGGACAUUGACUUCAUAUCUGUGGUGCCACAAUCUCAACAUGAUUUUGAAGUUCGCAUCCAGUCAAGAAACAGUUCACUUAAGCCCCUGAUGUUUGGUAAACAAGAGCAGAUGGAAUCUUUUGUCAGCUGCGUAGAUGGAUACUGCCGUCUGAUGAAAGACUUCUAUUACCACCCUUGUUCAAAGAUUACAUCCCCGUUAUUAGCAGAGAUGAUGAAGAGCAAAUGCCAUGGGCCAGUUACGCCUGAUUGGGCAAAGAAGCAGUUAGAAAAGAGAGAGAACAACACCCCAGGGACAUACCUUCUGAAACAGUCAUCCCACACAUUUGACCAACAUACUUUGUUUCUUGUCACACAAGCUAGGAUAGUUGUAUUUGAGAUAUCUUUUACUGAUGAAGAUGGGUACAGGCUUGAAACAGGUGAUAAUACAGAAAAAGAACCUGCUUUUGAGGAUCUAAAUGCCCUGCGCAGACAUUAUCAUCUUGCUGGGAGAAAGAAAUUGUCUCAUCCUACUGAAGGAAGCAUUGAUUUUGUUUUGAAGACACCACUGAUACCAGGGAAAGACCAGUGCCCUAGUAUUCUGCUGUGUGCGCCUUUAUUGGAUGAUGAAGAUAAGGAAGAGAAAGAAAAGAAAGAUGAAUUGCUAUACAGCAGAACAAACACUCCCUACCUUGUCUUGGAAACACAAAUUAAGAAAAGCGAGAUACAUGGUAGCAGGGCAGAACACAUUGGUGCUAAUCAGAUUACCAAGGUGCAGUUUGGGCAGCUAUAUUUUAAAGGCACAGAUUCUUCCAGGUGGAAGGAAGUAGCAAUCAAGAGUCUAGCUUCAUCUUCACCUAAAUUACUGGAGGCUUUCCAACAGGGUGUAAGCAAGGCAUCAGCAUGGACAAGUCGUUACAUCAUCAAAAGCCAUGCAAUUUGUUUAGAUCGUCCUUUCAGAGUCCUGAUGGAAGAGGCGCGCAUGGGAUCUCUUUUAGAUCUGCUGAGGAAUCGCGAGAAAAUAUUUUCUCUUUCCCACCUUGUGAAUAUUGCUGAACAACUGGCAGAAGCACUGAUGUAUUUGGAUGAAAAUAACUUCACCCAUGGAAAUAUCCGCUGUCGAAAUGUUCUUGCUUGCAGUGAAAACACAGAUGGUUAUGUGGUAAAACUUUCAGACCCUGGACUCAUUUACUUUUACUCAGGCUUGGCCUCUGACAGUGUCAUAAACAUAGAAAGGUUACCAUGGUUGGCACCAGAGCUGCACAACAAUUUUCAUGCCUUCAAUAUUGAGUCCGAUGUGUUUGCUUUUGGUGUGACACUGUGGGAGAUUUUAUCAGUAGGUGCUAGGCCCUUGGAAUCUGAAUCUGCAGAAAUGACUCAAGUCUUCUUCAGCAGUGGAAGAACCCUUCCCAUUCCAAUGUGUUGUAAGCCAUGCAUGACUGACAGAGAAGAGAUUGCAGAUACAAAACGGAGUCUACAUGUAUUGGUAAAUGAGUGCACCAGAGCUGUUGCUAGUGAGAGGAAGCCAACGAAGUCAAUUCUGAGAGACAUUAGACAGAUGCAGCUCAAUGUACAUCACAGGCAUGACACUAUGUUGUAUGCAGUUAUCAAUGAAGAUUCUGACCAUGGUUAUAUGAACACAGAUGACAGGUCUAUCAGUACAGAUAGACAGUGGUGUAAACUGAUUCUGGAUGAGCUGAGCCAAGAGGCAGCAGAUGUGGCCAAACCUUUGAAAAGACCACCUACCAGACAGCUUGUCAUACCACCAAGGGUUGGAAGUAGAGAGCCGCAAUUACCGAAAGCAGUGCCUAGGCAUACCACAAAUGAUAACUCUAGUGAUGACCUGGUGGAUGGCAGUGCACACCCAGUCAUAUUUAUGUCCCAGAGACCGUUGCCUCCUACCCCAGGAACAUUAAGAAAGCUGAAAUGGAAGGACCUGAUCAUUGAUAGAACUAAAGUUCUGGGUGCUGGUCAUUAUGGAUGUGUAUACCUGGGCAGAUACAAACCUGAAAAUAGGAUGGUUGCUGUAAAGCAAUUGAAGGAUGACCAAAAAGAUUAUGAGGCUUUUUUUCAUGAAAUGAAAAUAAUGAACAAACUAAAUCACCCAAAUGUGGUCAACAUGAUUGGGGCCACUAGAGAUUCAAAAGAUGCACAUGAUGAAAUCUAUUUGGUUAUGGAGUUUGUAGGAAAUGGGACAGUCAUGAAGUACAUAGAACAGCGGAAGCCUGAUGAUCAUCAGUUAACAAAAUUGUCAAGAGACAUUGCUGAGGGCAUGGCUUAUUUAGGUUCUUUUGGAAUUGUCCAUCGUGAUCUGGCAGCACGUAAUGUAUUGGUAACCUUUGACCAUCGAGCAAAGAUCAGUGAUUUUGGACUUUCAAGAGCACUGGAUGACAAUGUCUAUUACACAAUGAGGCGGACUAAAGGAGAUUUUCCGAUAUUCUGGUGGGCCCCAGAGUGCAUCCAGUUUCAUAGAUUCACAACCCGGUCAGAUGUGUGGAGUUAUGGUAUGGUUUUGUGGGAGCUAUUUACAAGGGGAACAAACAGUGUAAGAAGGAAUAUGGAGAGAGAAAUAAGAACAAGAGCAAGUCAAAGAAAAAUGCAACCUGUGGAGACAUUUUUGUUAAUGCUGCAUGAAGGAUGGCAUCUUCCACUCCCUGAAGUUUGGCCCUUAGAAAUUAGAGAGAUAAUCCAGAGUUGCUGGCAAAUCAACAAGGAAGACAGACCUUUGUUUAUAAACAUCAGGGAAAGACUGGAAGAAUAUCUGAAAGAAGACUCCCCUGCUAUAUUGUUGUCUUCACAAAUGGACCUCCCCUCCCCCACCCACAGUACAGAUGGGAGCAGGCAGUUGUUGCUGCCACCUUCUUCUCCAGACAGCAUUAGAGAUAGCAGUGCAGAGAAUUACAACAGCACCAAUACCACAACUACAACUCUCGGUGAUGUAAGCUGUAUUGAGUUUCCAAUUGAUGUGAACAGGCUUAUUGCUCGUCCCUUACCACCAGAGCCAUCUUGCCAGCCAGUCAAAGAAUUUGACUAUAGUGAAUUGAAACUAGAACGUAGACUUGGCCAGGGCCACUAUGGGGAAGUGUUUAAAGCGAGCUGUUCACCAGACCUUGGGUUUGAUGUAGUGGCUGUUAAAAGGUUACAGGUGGAAGUGGAAAAGCAAAGCAGCAUGGAAAGGGAGUUCCAGCAUGAGGUGAACAUGAUGAGCAGACUGAAUCAUGAAUGUAUUGUUAGAAUACUGGGGACAGCCAAGCAGUCACCGCGGGAAGGAAUUGGUUCUGGCAGAGAAUUGUGGAUUGUAAUGGAGUAUGUUUCUCAUGGUGAUCUGAAAAACUACAUUUCUAAUUCCUCUUCCACUCUGAGAGAUCUUGAUCGCAUCAGACUGGCUAGGGACAUCGCAGAGGGUAUGCAGUACCUACAUGUCAACAGGAUUAUACACCGUGAUUUAGCAGCUAGGAAUGUGCUGGUUACAUUUGACCAGAGGGCUAAAAUUACUGACUUUGGCUUGUCAAGACAGAGAGAGGAGUCCGUCUAUUACUAUGUUGCCAAGUCCAACAGGGCUGUCAAUCCCUACUGGUACAGUCCAGAAGGGAUAGAUCCACAUAAUCCCAGAUUUGCCUCCCGGUCAGAUGUAUGGAGCUUUGGUGUGGUGCUCUGGGAAAUAUUUAGCGUUCAUGAUGUCAUAGACACAUAUGACUCAGAAAUAUUACGCCAGAAGCUGGUUCCUGAUGUGGAAAACAAGAAUACUGUGGUUGGAUUAAGACUACUGCUUGGAAAAAAAUGGCGACUGCCUAUUCAACCACAGUGGCCAGAAGAAAUUAAAAAAUUGAUGCAAGAUUGUUGGAGGUAUGAAAGAAAAGAGCGCCCCCAUUUUGACCAGAUCAAGGAAUCUUUGGAAGACCUCGUUUCUAAAUUAUAUUUGGUUUAAAAGGGCCUUGUACAAAACAGUUCCUGUUUAGCAUGCUGUUAUAUGUAUGCACCUGUUACAUAUUGUGCUUGUUUAAGUAGAAUUUGGCAUGCUUUUUUAAAGGUAAAUGUCUAGUUUUUUAUUAUAGUUUAAAUUACCUUUGUUGCCUAUUUUACUUUCAUAAUGCCCAGUAGCAUUGCUGGUGUACUAGUGUUAAGAUUGUGUUUGACCAUACAUUAUUGCAUUUAAUUCUGAUGUUAAUCAAAGUUUUAAAUGUUCAAACCUGGGGCAUAUUUUAAGCAUUUUAUUUGUUAAGACAGGUGCAAUAUUUUUCAUAUUCAAGAUAUUGAAUUUGUUCUCGACCACAGCUGUUAAAACUUGCUUAUGCUGUAAUGAGAAAUCUUAAGAAAUAUUAUUUACACUGUACAUUGAAUUAGUGCUGAUACCUGGAAAAUACACUGUUUUUUUCCAUUAAAAAAUUAGCACUUAUUAAGGAAUUCAUCAUUUUUGUCUUACAUUAAUUUUUUACAGUUUUUCAAUGCAGAUACAUGUAUGCAGAUAGAUGUGUUUUUUUUUUCAAGAAAGAUUUAAAACGACUAUAGUAAUUGUCUAGGAAGAAAACAUGUUUUGUCUAUUUGGAAAUGAUUUGCUUUUUCAUCAUUGCUACAUGAGAGACAAUGAAAAGCCUAUAACAGCUAAGUAUCUAAUAGUAGUAGUGCUUUGAAUAUUUAAGGUAAGAAAAUUGUAGUUAUUGCUAAAAUUAUUGAUUAAAACUGUAAAAUGUCAAAGUAUUACUAUUACUAAUUAUUUUUCUAUAUUAAUUAAAUGAGGUAACAGAUUGAUGUAAGUUUUUUAUAAUUGAUACAGAUGAUUAAAAACAAAUAUAUCACAGACAACAUGGGCUGAAAUAUCUUGAUUAGUUAAGCAAGAGGCCGUUUAUAAGACAUUAUUAUUAAUUAAAACACUAUUAUUAUUAUUAUAUAAAGUUUAGUGCCAUAUUUUGGAUUGUGAAACUAUUUCACAAGAAAAAAAAGAAGUGGAAUAGAAUGGAUUAAAUGUUUCUUGUCAGUUUCAAAUUCAAAGUAUUUUUGUUAAUUGUUACUUAGAAACUCUGACAAUUGGUAAUAUAUUUAUAAAUAUUGCAUUUUCUGGAUAAUAAAGAAA
Molecule: messenger RNA, 6306 nt
Organism: Lingula anatina
Lineage: Eukaryota; Metazoa; Brachiopoda; Lingulata; Lingulida; Lingulidae
Product: tyrosine-protein kinase JAK2
Biological process (GO): cell differentiation; intracellular signal transduction; cytokine-mediated signaling pathway
Cellular component (GO): cytosol; cytoskeleton
Molecular function (GO): ATP binding; cytokine receptor binding; non-membrane spanning protein tyrosine kinase activity
Source: RefSeq, a predicted model, not a curated record